AUGAAGUGGUUUGGGGUCCUGGGGCUGGUGGCACUCUCUGACUGCCUGGCCAUAAUCCCUCUGAGGAAGAUCAGAUCUAUACGUGAGAACCUGCGGGAAGACGGCAGGCUGAAGGAGUUCCUGGACAAGUACCCCUACAGGACACUCAACUUUCUGGACCAGCAUCUGCCCUACCAGGGAGUAGCUCAUGAACCCAUGAGAAACUACCUGGAUCUGGCCUACCUGGGCCUCGUUAGCAUUGGCACGCCCCCUCAGGAGUUCAAGGUCGUCCUGGACACAGGUUCAGCCACACUAUGGGUGCCAAGCAUCUACUGCUCCAGCCAGGCCUGCGCUAAACACAAGGCCUUCAACCCGCUGCUCUCCUCCACCUUCCUGGUCUCUGGCCGGCCCGUACACAUCGCCUAUGGUUCAGGGAAGAUGUCAGGGUUUCUGGCCUAUGACACGGUUAAGAUUGGGGGCCUGGUGGAUGUAGCCCAGGCCUUUGGCUUGAGCCUGGAGGAGCCCGGCGAGUUCAUGGAGUAUGCGGUCUUCGAUGGCAUUCUGGGGCUGAGCUACCCCAGCCUUGGCCUUCAGGGAGCCACACCGGUCUUCGACAGCCUGUGGGAACAAGGCCUGCUCUCUCAGAACCUCUUUGCUUUCUACUUGAGCAGCAAGGAAGAAACGGGCAGCGUAUUGAUGCUGGGUGGGGUGGACCCCUCCUACUACCAUGGAGACCUGAACUGGGUGCCCGUGUCCAAGCCUAAGUACUGGCAGGUAGCCAUGGACAGUAUCUCUGUGAACGGGGAGGUUGUUGCCUGUGACGGUGGCUGCCAAGGCAUUCUAGACACCGGCACCUCCUUGCUGACUGGCCCGCGUGACUCUGUCCUCAAGAUCCAGAAGGUCAUCAACGCCAAGCCCUACGGCGGUGAGUAUAUCCUCGACUGUGGCACCAUCAACAGCCUCCCUGACAUUGUUUUCACCAUCAAUGGCAUCCACUACCCAGUGCCAGCCAGUGCCUACAUAAAGAAGGCCCAUGCACACACCUGCCUCAGCAACUUUGAACAAGGCGUGAACAACCUGUCCGACACUGAGGUCUGGGUCCUGGGAGAUGUAUUCCUGAGGCUGUAUUUCUCCGUGUUUGACCGGGAGAACAACAGGAUUGGCCUGGCUCCUGCUGUCUAAGUGCUGAGUCUCCUCCAGGAAGCUGAGAGGCUGCCUCCAACACAGACCCAGACACACAUCCGGGGAUUCACAUCCAGGGUU
This is a messenger RNA of Perognathus longimembris pacificus (Pacific pocket mouse), 1242 nucleotides long. Its product is annotated as pepsin A-5-like. The transcript is spliced from 9 exons. The record is from RefSeq and is a predicted model, not a curated record. Gene Ontology annotation, molecular function: aspartic-type endopeptidase activity. Lineage: Eukaryota; Metazoa; Chordata; Mammalia; Rodentia; Heteromyidae. Gene Ontology annotation, biological process: proteolysis. The coding region runs from base 1 to 1161 and encodes 386 amino acids.